AUGCUCGUUUGAAUAAAAACAAACACGUCGCGUCGCAAAAUCAGAAAUGGCUUGACGGCAUGAAAUUUUCCGAAUAAAUUCCGCAGUAUUUCCGUCACAAUAAUCCGAAAUUUUCAAUUGUAAGUAACCCGUGAACGAAACCCACAAUGGAAGAAAAACUAACUGCCAUCCCCAAUUCGAGGGGUCAAGACGAAGGGAGAUCAAGCGCAUUGUCGUCGCAAGGCACCAUCCCCAAGUGGCUAGAAGAUAUAACUAAUUCAAUUUCCAGAGAAUCAACAGGUUCAUUUGGAAAAGUAACACCCCACAUUUACUCUGGAAGCACAAUUCCCAGCCGAAUAGCCGAUGUGGAACGAGAAAAAUUAGGUAUUCGUCCAUCGCAUUCAGCCCAGUUCGGUCGUCGCGCGUCCAAAGAAUCGACACCCACAAAAAAACAAAAUGACGUGGAUAUGUCAGCCGAUUAUUUUUUGCCAAGUUUUGAGCUGUCCAUGGAUCUGUCGUCUGUGCCCGAUUACAACAACCAUCUGGAGAAGUCCUGGCGCGGGCUCUCCGAAUUUAAUCAACAUCACAAGGGUCGUCUGAGUAGCGCCAAUUACAAAGGGCACAUCGAUUUUGAUUACAAAUCUGGUGAUGGGGUUUUGGACGAUCGGUGGCAGAUUUACAAAUCUGGUAUUGCACACCCCAGAAGAAGAGAGAUGCAGGACCCAAGAAAAAUUGGCAAGUCUAAUUCAGCGGAGAUUUUUGGCACAAUUCCGACCGCUGCUACAGUUUUAUCCGAUAAGAAUGCGUAUUUUGAGCGCAGGAUGCACGAUUACAAUGAAAAGUUGGCACAGGAAAACUUAAUGCGUGAUAAAAUGAUAAAAGAUUUACUAAAAGCGGGCGAUAAGGAACCAGUGGAAGUGCGCAGGAACAGUUCGGAGGAUUUGCAGCAUUCCCGCACUCUGUACAACAACAAUUCUAAAUACAAACAGAGGCAACGUAGUAGAAGCAUCAUAGAGGUGGAAGAUUUUCCAAAAGAAGCUUCAGAAAUUGUUAUACCAGAGUUGCCGACUGGGAAAACUAUGAUUUUCGACAUUUUAUCAACUUGGGGUGAUAAAUAUUAUGUUGGGUUGAACGGCAUUGAGAUAUUUAACGUGCAGGGCAAAAUUGCGCAUGUAGCAAAGAUCUCCGCGGUUCCACCGGACGUUAACAUCUUGCCCGAAUGUAAAAAUGAUCCUAGGGUUGUGACGAAUCUUUUGGAUGGGGUGAAUAGAACGCAGGAUGACAUGCACAUUUGGUUAGCACCUUUUGAUCCUGGUUCCAGUCAUAUAAUUAUUGUGGAGUUCAAGGAAGAAACAACAAUAGCAUUGAUUAGAAUAUGGAACUACAAUAAAUCAAGAAUUCAUUCGUAUCGAGGGGUGAAGGACAUGACAAUAUUUUUAGACGGGGAAUUGAUAUUCAAGGGGGAAAUCGCCAAGGCUUGUGGGGGAAUAAUGGGCGGAGUCGACGCAUUUGGUGAUACUAUUUUGUUUACUGUGGACGAAGAGAUUUUGGAGAAGAUCUCUAAAAACGAUCCUGCUUAUCCAUAUCUGACCUCAAAACCUGCAACUCCUGUUAGAACAGAUGUUGACAGGCCACCAACUCGUGCCACUAUUCGUCCUAUAACUGGUCCGAAAUCCAGUUCCAGUUCAGAACCGUCCGACCAGAUUUUGUUGGGGGCCUCAUACGUCGAACUAGUCUUUUUGUCCAAUUGGGGCAACAGUGAUUUCAUAGGAAUUACGGGUUUAGAGAUUAUGGGAGCAGCCGAUGAACCAAUCGAAAUCGAAGAUAAAGCCCUGACUUGCAGCGUUUCCAAAUCCAGAAAAUUGAUGCGUAUAAAAAAUGGCAACAACGUGACCACGGAUAGACAAAACAUGUGGAUCGUGCCAUAUUUUAUGGAGGAGGAAGUUCUAUUAAAAGUCGAUUUUGAUAAAGUGCAGUACAUUUCAGGUUUGAGAAUUUGGAACUACAAUGAAAAUUUGGAGAUGUCGUAUGCCGGAGUGAAGUCGAUGAGAAUUUUACUAGAUGGUAGUGCUCUCCUCAAUCCCGUUACCAAAACUGAAGAAUUCCUGCUUAGAAGAGCGCCAGGAAACGAGCAAUAUGAUUACGGACAGGAAAUCAAGUUCUACGAAAACAAUUUUUCUUCAGAUAAUACAGUAUCAACGGAGUUGCAGCAGUGCAAUUUCGUAACAGGAUUUGUUAUACAAAUGGUGAUAUAUUCGACCUGGGAGGAUAGAUAUUACUGCGGACUGAAUGGUAUAGAAAUCUAUGAUCAUUUGAAGAAGAAAAUUGAACUAGAGGAGCAAAAUAUUUGUGCGUGUCCAGAAAGUAUAAAUAGUCUAUCUGAUGUUACCGAUGAUGUAAGGACUCCUGACAAAUUGAUAGACGGAAUUAAUAACGACUCGAGUGGUGCGCAUUCUUGGUUGGCUCCAAUAGUACCGAAAAUGUUAAACAGAAUAAAUAUUAUCAUGGAUGUGCCCAUAAAUGUUGCCUAUAUGAAAAUCUGGAAUUAUUCAAAAACACCUGGAAGGGGAGUAAAAGAUUUUGGCGUUUUGGUUGAUGACUUAUUGGUCUACAAUGGUACGUUAAAGAAAUAUGAUCCCAAUCAAGAAGUAAAUUAUCAGUUGAUUUAUGUGGCAGAUCGUGAUUCCACAGAUGAUGAUAUUAGCACAUCAUUGAGAGGAGACUCUCAAGAUGUUGUGUACAUGAACGACAGCAAACCAAGUAGUGAAAAUACUGCAAAUGUGCCACCGGACGAAACGUUACGUCCCUUUACUUGUAUUAGUCCAUUCAAUAGAACACUAUCUUCUCAAAGCCAAUGAUAUUUUUGGACGUGUUGUGUAAAUAUUGUAAAGCAUUUUGUAUGAGGCUGAAUAAAAAUGUGUUUUCUUAACAAAUACCAAA
Messenger RNA from Aethina tumida (small hive beetle), 2919 nucleotides. Its product is annotated as katanin-interacting protein. The record is from RefSeq and is a predicted model, not a curated record. NCBI's taxonomy places the organism in Eukaryota, Metazoa, Arthropoda, Insecta, Coleoptera, Nitidulidae. Bases 147 to 2837 code for a protein of 896 amino acids. The transcript has 11 exons.